AUGGUGAAAGUUAUAAGGUCGCAGCUCGGAGACUUGCCCACUGUUCUCGAAGACACUUUUUUGAUAUCCAGCGAUCCUAAAUCAAAAUUCAGGCAAACAUUUAUCGUAAUAACUAAUUCGAUCAUGUCCAUUACUUGCGCCGUCUCGAUUUAUUUCCUCGGGCUAGAGAGGAGCCUCGAAGGUGCAGCCAAUUUCGCUGUCCUCACCGCCACCAACGCGAUUAAGCACAUAAUAUACUAUUUCAGAAAAGAAGAAGUCAAGAAGUUGCUAGAUAUAACCUUGAAGCUCCAGAAGGAGCACAAAGAAGAUUGGGAACGAAGAAUGUUCGAAACAGGUUCCAAAGAUGCUUGGGAUGAUGUACACAAGUUCAGUUGUAUCCUGACGUCAUAUGUUGUAUUCGUUCUGGUCAUACCGUCUUUGACGGAUUUCUUCAUCGGGAUAUUCUUUCCAGAUGGGAUUUCUAUUUCAGUUCACUUGCCAUGCGAAGGGUUGAUGGACUUUUUGGAACCACGGAGUUUAGAAAAGCUCGCUUUUACGGUUGUGGUGCUUAUGUGGUGUUUCGAAGCGAUAACUAUCCACAUAGGGUCAGAGUCUCUGACUUUCAUACCAAUAAUGUACACUAAAAUUGAAUUGAAAAUUAUCAUCAAUAAGCUCUUUAUAAUUAAAAGUCUUUUGACCGAAAGGAAAUUCGGUUAUGAAAACGAAACGAAGAAACUACUGAGGGAAGUUAUAACGCAGCACCAGAUGAUCUUAGAGUAA
Nezara viridula (southern green stink bug) is the source of this 759-nucleotide messenger RNA. The record is from the annotation of a GenBank genome assembly. NCBI's taxonomy places the organism in Eukaryota, Metazoa, Arthropoda, Insecta, Hemiptera, Pentatomidae.